This is a messenger RNA of Temnothorax curvispinosus, 1031 nucleotides long. RefSeq names its product carcinine transporter-like. The transcript has 4 exons. Gene Ontology annotation, biological process: transmembrane transport. NCBI's taxonomy places the organism in Eukaryota, Metazoa, Arthropoda, Insecta, Hymenoptera, Formicidae. The record is from RefSeq and is a predicted model, not a curated record. The coding region runs from base 48 to 971 and encodes 307 amino acids. Gene Ontology annotation, molecular function: transmembrane transporter activity.
UGCUGAGUGUAAAUCUAGCGUAUCAAAUAUUGGCAUCCCUUAGAACGAUGAAGAACUCAAACGGCAUGAAGAACCCCACAGAUACCGUAGAUCCGAACGAAAACACCACACCGAGGCCGAAGUUGGAGACCUUCGACGAUGUCUUGCCGUACGUCGGUGAUUUUGGCAGAUAUCAGUGGCUGCUUCUAUUGGCCUUGCUUCCCUACAGCGUGGCUUACGCCACUCUAUACUUCUCGCAGUUCUUUCUCACCCUGGUGCCGCAGGAGCAUUGGUGCAAGAUAGAGGAACUGAUCCCUUUAAACCUUACGCGGGAAGAAAGAGUGAAGAUCGGCGUACCAAAAUCGCAGAAUUAUCCGUACUAUGACCAAUGCCAUCGGAGGGAUUUGGAUUUUUCCGUUAUUCUAAGUUACGGGAAGGACAUUCGUUCGGUCGAAUUGAAGGCAAACAAAUCCGUGGACUGCAGCCACUGGGAAUACAAUUUCACGCAGAUCCCGUACGCCAGUAUAGCAGCUGAGCUAGAUUGGGUAUGUGACCAGGAAUACCUCAUAUCGACGGCACAGUCGAUCUUCUUCUGCGGCUCCAUUGUCGGCGGUUUGCUCUUCGGAUGGAUCGCCGACCACAGAGGCCGGAUUCCCGCCUUGAUCCUCUGCAACGGCAUCGGGUUCCUGGCCUCGGCCGCAACUGCGAGUGCGAAUACCUUCUUGUCUUUCGCCGUCUGCAGAUUUUUUACCGGUCUGGCUUUCGACAACUGCAUCAACAUUCCGUUGAUUAUCGUGCUCGAGUACAUGGCUGUGAACAGGCGAACUCUCGUCGUUAACGUUGCCUUCGGCAUAUACUUCGCCGUUGGAAGCACAGUUCUACCAUGGAUCGCGUACUACGUCGCAAACUGGAAAUUCUUCGCCUAUGUCAGCGCGAUCCCGAUGGUGAGCGCUUUUAUCACACCAUGGAUUCUUCCCGAAAGCGCUCGGUAAAUAAAUAUUAUGCGCAUCUUCGAUUUGUUCUACUCAAUCAUUCAAAUCACACACACACAC